AUGGAUCUGACGUCUACAUCUCUUCGCAAGUCAGGAGGUAGUGAUAUUAGGGACAGUAAAAAGGCCACCGACAAAGGCACUGCCACCCCUGUGCCUCGUAUGGCAACUAUUCGAGAUGAUGACGAACGCUUGUUGGCCCGAAUUGGCUACAAACAAGAAUUGAGACGUGAGUUCUCAAAAUGGUCCACAGUGUCUUAUGCGAUAUCCAUUCUGGGAGUACUUGGGUCGGUCCCUGCGACUUUUGGCUCCCCCUUGGAGGCAGGAGGGCCAGCUACGGCGGUAUGGUGUUGGUUCUUCGGCUCCUGUAUGGCAAUGUGCAUUGGAAGUUCCGUGGCAGAGCUGGUAUCAGCAUAUCCAACCGCUGGAGGGAUGUAUUUUGUCACAAAGCAUGUCGUGCCUGAGAGCCAAGUUGCCAUCUUUUCUUGGGUUCAGGGAUGGUGCAACCUGCUUGGGCAGACGGCAGGAGUGUCUAGCGUGGCAUACACAGUCAGCCAGAUGCUUUUAGCUUGCGCAAGUAUGAACUCGAGUCUGGAAGAUGGGAAAUACGAGUAUUCGCCUACUGCAUUACAAACUGUCCUCUUAGCAAUAGCAAUGCUAUGUCUCAUGGGCAUAAUUUGUUCCUUGACCACUAAGAGCCUGCAUCGGAUCGUCAUGUGGUUUGCACCUAUUAAUAUCCUCGCGUCAAUAGGCAUCUGUAUCGCCCUCUUAGUACUCACACCCGAGAAGCAGUCCGCUAAAUGGGUCUUCACUACGGUUACAGAUGGUUCUGGAUGGGGCUCGAAAGGGUUUUCUUUCUUCCUAGGUUUCAUAUCCGUGGCCUGGACCAUGACUGACUAUGACGGAACAACACACAUGUCAGAAGAGACCCAUGAUGCGGCCAUUCGAGGCCCUAUAGCCAUCCAGACAGCAGUUUUGGUCUCAGGGGUCUUUGGUUGGAUGCUCACAGUGGCAAUGUGCUUCUGUUUGACCGACUUGGAUGGGAUUUUAAACACAGCGACGGGCCUUCCAGCUGCACAGAUAUUCCUCAAUGCUGGAGGCCGGACGGGAGGCACGAUAAUGUGGUCUUUCGCUAUCCUCGUUCAGUUUUUCACGGGCUGCUCAGCUAUGCUGGCAGACACGAGAAUGGCAUAUGCGUUUGCCAGAGAUGAGGCGUUGCCAUUUUCACAUAUCUGGUCGAAAGUCAAUCAAUACACGCAUACUCCGGUAAAUGCAGUCUGGUUCGUGGUGUUUUUCAGUGUCUGCCUCAACUGCAUUGCCAUUGGUUCCACCCAGACCGCCACAGCAAUCUUCAAUGUCACGGCACCAGCACUCGAUCUGUCAUAUAUCUCUGUCAUCCUUGCUCACCAAAUCUACAAGAAGCGGGUGAAGUUUAUUGAAGGCCCCUUCACUCUGGGAAAAUGGGGAACACCAUUGAAUCUGAUCGCUAUUACCUGGGUACUUUUAAUCAGCGUGAUACUCUUCUUUCCUCCAUCGAAACCUGUGACGGCAGCCAACAUGAAUUACGCUAUUUGUGUUGCAGCUUUUAUCGCCAUCUUUUCCCUCGUGUGGUGGUGGGUCUCUGCUCGAUGGAAAUAUACCGGACCGAGAACAAACGAUAUCAUUCAGUCUAUCAGUACGGAAGACUUUAUAGGGGCGUACGAUCCCCCGGACGAUUUCGACGUUUAG
Messenger RNA from Paecilomyces variotii, 1665 nucleotides. Its product is annotated as putative amino-acid permease. Gene Ontology annotation, molecular function: transmembrane transporter activity. Gene Ontology annotation, biological process: transmembrane transport; amino acid transport. Bases 1 to 1665 code for a protein of 554 amino acids. The record is from RefSeq and is a predicted model, not a curated record. NCBI's taxonomy places the organism in Eukaryota, Fungi, Ascomycota, Eurotiomycetes, Eurotiales, Thermoascaceae. Gene Ontology annotation, cellular component: membrane. The transcript is spliced from 8 exons.